Acanthosepion pharaonis is the source of this 1416-nucleotide messenger RNA. The record is from the annotation of a GenBank genome assembly. NCBI's taxonomy places the organism in Eukaryota, Metazoa, Mollusca, Cephalopoda, Sepiida, Sepiidae.
AUGACGGGACGGGAAAUGGCGGAUGAGAUGGAGGCGAAGAGGUAUCGAUUGCUUAACACUAGAUACGUUAACAAGCAAAGAUCUCAAUUAGAACAACUCGCUAAUGACUUGAUUCCGUUUGCCUUCACUCGGCUUCAUUUGCGUUUUGCCUGUGUCAGUUUCUUGUCGAUUUGUUUUGCUUACUUUCUUCCUCCUCGCAAUCUUACGUCUUUCUUUUUCAUUCUUUUAUUUUUCCAAGCGUCUUUCAUUCAAUUUUAUUACUCCAUCCCCACCCUCGCCACUGCCGCCACCUCUUUUUUAUCUUCUUUUUCUUUCAUUCUUGCCCACACUUAUAUCUUUUUCUUCAAGACUUUUCUAAUGUUCGUCACUAUUAGAUAUCCAAUAUUCCAUUUUCGUCUUCUUCCGCUGCCAUCUUGUCAGUUUUUUUCGUCGCCUUCACUUCCACACUUUCUGACAUCUAUAUGUUUCCUCACCUCCUCCUGGCGUUCCAAUUUUUUUCUUCUUAUUUUUCUUCUUCUUCUUCUUCUUCUUCUUCUUCUUCUUCUUCUUAUUAUUAUUAUUAUUAUUAUUAUUAUUAUUAUUUCGCUUCUGCACAGUAUAUGGUAUUGGUUACCAUCUUGUUUUUUCUUCUUCUUCUUCUUCUUCUUCUUCUUCUUCUUUUUCUUCUUCUUCUUCUUCUUCUUAUUACUAUUAUUAUUUUCGACUCUUUGCUUCUUAUUCUAUUCUUCUUCUCUUCUUUUUCUUCUUCAUUUUCUUUUUAUUCUUUCCUUCUUCUUUUUCUUCUUCUUUUCUUCUUUUUCUCCUUUUCUUCUUCUCUCCUCCUCCUUCUCUUUCUUCUUCUUCUUCUUCUUCUUCUUCUUUUUCUCUUCCUUUUCUUCUUAUUUUCUUCUUUUUCCUUCUUCUUCUUCUUCUUCUUCUACUUUUUUCCCUGUCUUCUUUUACAUUUCUUUUCGUCGUCAUCUUUUUCAUUUUCUUUUUUUUUCUUUUCUCCUUUUUCUUCUUUACUUCUUUUUCUUCAUCUUCUUCUCCUCUCCUCUUGAUACUUCUCUUUCUUCUUAUUUUCUUCUUCUUCUUCUUCUUGGCUUUUUUAUUUCUUCUUCUUUUUCUUCUUCUUUUUCUUCUUCUUUUCUUCUUUUUCUUCAUUUUCAUCUCAUUCUUAUCUUCUUUUUUUCUUCUUUCUUCUUCUCAUUUUUCUACAUUCUUCUUCUUCUUCUUUUCUUUUUCUUCUUUUCCUCUUCUUUUUUUUUCUUUUUCUUCUUCGUUUUCUUCUUAUUCUCGCAGUUUGGUCUCCUUUCAAUUUUUUCUUUCCUUACUCACAGCCCCAUUACGUUUACUUUCUUCCUCAUUCUACAGUCUUCCAAUUUCUAUUUUGCUUGCUAUUCAUUCGCGUACCAUAAAUCUUACUUUCUUCGUUAA